Molecule: messenger RNA, 1399 nt
Organism: Cyprinodon variegatus (sheepshead minnow)
Lineage: Eukaryota; Metazoa; Chordata; Actinopteri; Cyprinodontiformes; Cyprinodontidae
Gene: jmjd8
Product: jumonji domain containing 8
Exons: 9
Coding region: 1-744 (247 amino acids)
Cellular component (GO): cytoplasm
Source: RefSeq, a predicted model, not a curated record
AUGUGGGGCCCCAUUAAAGACAUUCCCAGGGCGCUUCCUGCGGACCGCAGCCUUGGAGCGGACGGACGCUGUUCCAUCGACGUUCUGGACGGGUCAGAACUUUCUCAACAGCAGUUCCUUGAGAGAUACGCCUACAGCAGACCAGUCAUCCUCAGAGGCCUCACAGACAACACGAAGUUCCAGCUGCUGUGCUCCAGGUCCAGUCUGCUGGAAAACUACGGUUCCCUGAAGGUCCGGCUGAGCACAGCCAACACCCACUCAUACCGGAAAGUGGAUGUUUCCUUCCAGGAGUAUGUGGAGGAGUUGUUGAGGCCUCAGUCUGAAGAAACGCUGGGCAGCGAGACGCUGUAUUUCUUUGGAGACAACAACUUUACCGAGUGGCAGGACCUCUUCGAUCAGUACCACCCUCCACCAUACCUUCUACCGGGUACGACCGGCGCCUACAGCUUCGGGAUCGCAGGUCCAGGAACAGGAGUCCCAUUUCACUGGCAUGGUCCCGGAUACUCUGAGGUCAUCUAUGGAAGGAAGCGCUGGUUCCUCUACCCACCAGAUAAGGAGCCUCACUUCCAUCCGAACCGUACCACCCUGUCCUGGCUGAAGGAGACCUAUCCCUACCUGCCGGAAGAGGAGGCUCCCCUGGAGUGUACCAUCAGGCCCGGAGAGGUUCUGUAUUUUCCGGACCACUGGUGGCACGCCACUCUCAACCUGGAAACCAGUGUCUUCAUCUCAACCUUCCUGGGUUGACCUCAGAAUCCAGAAGAAUCGGUUCUGUCUGCAGGGAGAUGGCGAUUGGGUUUGGGAUGGACUCUACUCUGGACCAAUGUCUCAACGCGUCAGAUCCGUGAAAGACUGAGGUUCUAAUGUGUCGGAACAGCCGCUUCUGUUUGGAGAAGAAGGGUUUGGAUUUUUGGGAGAAACUAAAUUCACCCUUUGACUCGUGCAGAAGUCAGUAGCAUUAGUCAGAGGUUCUCCAGGAUUGCUGAAAGAUGGACCUCCACAGCAUCUCCAAGGCCUGGAUUAUGGGACCUCUUUGGUUAAAGGUCCCAGAUGUGUUUUGCUUUGGGGGAAUAAAACUGUGAUAGAAUUAAUUCAGGUUCUAAAAACCAUAAAUCAAUCAUAAAUCAAUCUAAAGACAUAAAUAUAACACUUCAGAAGGUUCUGGACCUGUCUGAGGUUCUACUGGGACGGCCAUCCCCUGAAGGAGAGUCCAGAACCUCUUUGGGUCCUUCUCAUGAGUGUGAUGAAAAAGAGAAAUGAAUAAAAUCAGCAUUUUCUGAAAUCAAAACUUCAAUCAUUGAAUCCAUCCUCUAAUUAAGCUUUGGGUCGUUAACGGGCUUCGGUAAACAGCUGGGAAUCUUCUAACCGGUAAAUCCUAUAAAUCAGUCUUUCCUCUUUGCAG